Messenger RNA from Melanotaenia boesemani (Boeseman's rainbowfish), 1851 nucleotides. It is a transcript of the gene ash2l, whose product is annotated as ash2 like, histone lysine methyltransferase complex subunit. Gene Ontology annotation, molecular function: protein binding; transcription cis-regulatory region binding. Lineage: Eukaryota; Metazoa; Chordata; Actinopteri; Atheriniformes; Melanotaeniidae. The transcript is spliced from 17 exons. The record is from RefSeq and is a predicted model, not a curated record. Gene Ontology annotation, cellular component: Set1C/COMPASS complex. Bases 20 to 1798 code for a protein of 592 amino acids.
CUUUCAUUGAUUACAAAACAUGGCGUCUGAGGUGGAGGCGGGCAGCGCUCCUGCAACAGAAUCGGAGACAGGAGAGGGGGAUGCUGCUUUUGGGGAACUACCGACCAGCAUGGAUACUGAGUCAUCGAAUGGCAAAGAGGGAAUGGAUACUGCAGGUGAAGGCUCAGAGGCUGCUGAUGCUCUCCCUGCAUCUGGAGACGAGGAGAGUGGGAGGCAGCUGGGGGACGUGGAGCUGCAGUGUGCCUUGUGUAUGAAGUGGUUCACUGCAGAGACGUUUGGCAUUGACACCGCGACCUGUCUUCCCUUUAUGACCAAUUAUGUGUUUCACUGCAACGUGUGCCAUCACAGCGGCAACACAUACUUCCUCAGGAAGCAAGCAAACCUGAAGGAAAUGUGUCUCACAGCCCUGGCAAAUCUCACAUGGAGGUCCAGAACAAAAGAUGAGCAUCCAAAAACCAUGUUCUCCAAAGACAAGGACAUCAUACCGUUCAUUGACAAGUACUGGGAGUGCAUGACAACCCGUCAGAGACCAGGGAAGCUAACCUGGCCCAACAACAUUGUGAAGACAAUGAGCAAAGAGCGAGAUGUUUUCCUUGUGAAGGAACACCCUGAUCCUGGUAGUAAAGAUACUGAUGAGGAGUACCCCAAAUUUGGCCUUUUGGACCAGGACCUGGGAAACAUUGGACCCUCAUAUGACACACAGAAACAGACCACUGGGACUCCCACAUCUGGUGGGCUCAACGGUGGAUCUUCUUUCUCAGGUGCGUUAGCCCCCGGCCCAGGUAAAGGACGAGGAGCCAAACGUAAACAGCAGCAACAGGAAGGCACAGCUGCAGGAGCAGCAAAGAGAACUCGGAGCGACCCUCUCUUCUCCGCCCAGCGGCUGCCUCCUCACGGUUACCCACUGGAACACCCAUUUAAUAAAGAUGGGUACCGUUACAUCCUGGCAGAACCAGACCCCCACGCUCCAGACCCAGAGAAACUGGAGCUGGACUGCUGGGCUGGCAAACCCAUACCUGGUGAUCUGUACAGGGCAUGUCUGUAUGAGAGGGUGCUGCUGGCUUUACAUGAUAGAGCGCCUCAGUUGAAGAUUUCAGAUGACCGACUGACAGUCACUGGGGAGAAGGGUUACUCCAUGGUGAGAGCGUCACACGGUGUGCGAAAAGGCUCCUGGUACUUUGAAGUUUCUGUGGAUGACAUGCCUCCAGAGACCGCAGCCAGACUGGGCUGGUCUCAGCCACUCGGUAACCUGCAGGCUCCUCUGGGUUACGACAAGUUCAGCUACUCAUGGCGCAGUAAGAAGGGCACUCGGUUUCACCAGUCAAUAGGGAAGCAUUACUCCUCAGGAUAUGGUCAGGGGGACACGCUGGGCUUCUUCAUAGAGUUGCCUGAUGGCACAGAGACAGCCAAGGCUCUGCCUGAUACAUACAAGGACAAGGCACUCAUUAAGUUCAAGAGCUACCUGUACUUUGAGGAGAAGGACUAUGUGGACAAAGCAGAGAAAAGCCUCAAGCCGACGAGCCCCAGCAAGAUGAUAUUCUAUAAAAAUGGAGUGAACCAAGGUGUUGCCUUUGAAAACCUGUUUGAAGGCCUCUACUUCCCUGCAAUCUCACUGUACAGAGGCUGCACGGUUUCUGUUAAUUUUGGGCCACAUUUUAAAUAUCCCCCAAAAGACAUUAAGUACCAACCGAUGAGCGAUAUGGGCUGGGGUGCAGUGAUCGAACACACACUGGCUGAUAUGUUGUACCACGUGGAGACAGAGGUGGAAGGACGGCGCAGCCCUCCAUGGGAAGGAUGAACACUUGCUGAAUUCAGUAUUUCAUCCCCAUUCAAAACAAUGUUUCAUCUUUA